GGAAAAUUGGUCUGACUCACUGGAAAAGAGAUCAAAUUUGUAAAAAAUAGCUCAAUGGAGUAUAGUUAGACUACAAAACCCCAGCAUCAAAUUGUUUCUGGUCGAAUUUGCCCAGAAAACUCACACCGGCAAACCUGAUCUUGGCCCCGCUAUCGGCUCCAGACAUAUUCUCUUUUGCCUUCGAACCUACCCCACCAUCCAAAGCAAUUGAUCGUGCAUAAGUUUUGUGACUUUGUCAAGCGUGCAAUCAUGGUUUCAAUCGUUCUAGGAAGUCAAUGGGGAGAUGAAGGAAAGGGGAAGAUCACAGACAUGCUGUCGCAGGAUGCGACACUUUGCUGCCGUGCAGCCGGCGGACACAAUGCCGGCCACACCAUUGUCCACGAGGACGUCACCUACGACUUCCACAUCCUCCCCUCCGGUCUCGUCUCGCCAAAAUGUAUCAACCUGAUCGGUGCCGGCACCGUCUUCCACGUCCCCAGUUUCUUCAAGGAACUCGCUGCUAUUGAGGCCAAGGGCCUGAAGGGCGCCGCCCAGCGCAUCUUCGUCUCUGACCGCGCACACGUCUGCUUCGACCUGCACUCGGUCGUCGACGGUCUCGAGGAGAAGGGUCUCGGUGGCCGCAAGGUCGGUACCACCGGCAAGGGCAUCGGUCCCUGCUACAGCGACAAGGCCGCACGCCGCGGUGUCCGUGUCGGCGAGAUCCUGGACGAGGUUACCUUCGAGCGCAAGCUGCGCACUUUGGACACCUCAUACCGCACACGGUUCGGAGAUCUGGCAUACGAUGUCGAGGAGGAGAUUGCGCGGUUCAAGGAAUACCGCAACCUCCUGAAGCCCCACAUCGUCGACCAGCUCGAGUUCCUGCAGGAGCACAAGAACUCGCCCAACACAUUGGUCGAAGGCGCCAACGCCCUCAUGCUCGACCUCGACCACGGCACAUACCCGUACGUGACCUCGUCAUCAACCGGUCUGGGCGGAGCCGUGCAAGCGCUUGCCCUGAACCCUGCCAGCAUCAAGUCCGUGAUCGGUGUGGUGAAGGCCUACACGACGCGUGUUGGCUCUGGACCUUUCCCCAGCGAGCAGCUCAACGAAGCCGGCGAGAAGCUGCAGCAGGUUGGACGUGAGUUCGGCGUGACUACUGGUCGUCGUCGUCGCUGUGGCUGGUUGGAUCUUGUCCUCUGCCGCUACUCUCACGCUAUCAACCACUACACCGCGCUGAACUUGACUAAGCUUGAUAUCCUUGAUGACUUUGAUGAGAUCAAGGUUGGUGUUGCUUAUAUCUUGCCGGAUGGAAAGCGCACUACUGGUACUUUCCCUGCGGAUCCCAAUGUCGUCGACAAGAUUCAGGUGGAGUAUGUUACUCUGCCUGGAUGGAAGUCGAACACCAUGGGUGUUCAGCGUUACGAGGAUCUGCCUGCUAAUGCUCGUGCUUAUGUUGAGUUCAUUGAGCGUGAGAUUGGUGGUGUUCCUGUCAAGUGGAUCGGUACUGGUCCUGCCAGAGAGCACAUGAUCGCCCGUGAUUAAGUGCAUGUCUUGUUUCUUUUCUGUUUGGUUUUUUUUUUGUACUCACGAGUGACUGUUUCGUGCAUAUUGCGAUAUACUUGGGAUGUGUGAUAUAAGGUUUCCUUUUUGUCCCAUAUUCAACGAUUUAGAUGUCUCGAAAAUGGAUCUGGUUAGAGGCGGCCAA
Molecule: messenger RNA, 1684 nt
Organism: Penicillium samsonianum
Lineage: Eukaryota; Fungi; Ascomycota; Eurotiomycetes; Eurotiales; Aspergillaceae
Gene: adB
Product: adenylosuccinate synthase ADE12
Exons: 4
Coding region: 250-1521 (423 amino acids)
Biological process (GO): IMP metabolic process; 'de novo' AMP biosynthetic process
Cellular component (GO): cytoplasm
Molecular function (GO): adenylosuccinate synthase activity; GTP binding
Source: RefSeq, a predicted model, not a curated record